CAACGUAGACCAUUCUAUGAUUCUGUGAUCAUGGUGAGCACAAGAGGAAAUAGAUGCUGACUGCUCCUGUGCUGGAAGGAUCUGUGCUCCUCCUGUGCAGGGAAGGAGAGAGGCAGCAGGAGCCAGUGAGGGCUAGGGGUAUGUGUGAUUUGUGGAUCUGUUCUUGUGCAUGUUGAUCUGCAUCAAAAAGUUAUUUAGAAAUGAAAUAGAUGUUUUUCUAAACAGGUAACUCCCCAUUGUCCCAGGGAGCUGAGAUGCGCUGGGCUGGUUUUGUCUCAGGGCUCUUCCACAGAAAUUCAACGUCUGCCCUUACAAGAUCCUGGAGUGAAGUGUUUUUUCUUGGGUCCUUCUGAGGUUCAGCCCCAGCCUGCUCAAGGGUGGCGAUGACACUGGCCUGUCUCUCAUGGAGGAUACAGCAGGGGGUUUAUCUGUGUGGGGCUGGGGCUUCAGCUUGCUUUGGGGACAGUGCUGCUGGAUCCUCACCUGCCUGGAGCCCAGUUUGGGGUGAUUUCCUACCUGCAAGUCAUCUGUAUAGCUGGGUGUGAGCUCUCUAAUGAAGUGGUAGCUGGUUUCUGUGGCAGAGGCAGAGCAACGGCAGGAUGUGUGAAGGGCCAUCCAGGAUUUCUGGACCCAUUCCUCCAGACCCUACGCUCUUUCCAAACUAUUACAAACGCCCCUUCUCAGCUCGAGGGAGGCUGGAAGGGAACGCUGGGAAGCUGGAUUUUACCUCUGGCUCCCUGGACCCAGUUCCCAACCCAUACCCUGCUUUGGGCAGCGCUCACCGGGCCCAGCCAGCCCCUCGCAUUCGCCCCAGUGGAAAGGACUUCUUGGAGAAGGGACAGAAGGGGACGCUUGGUCUCUUACUGCAGCUUGAAGGGCUUUCCCUUGGUGAGGGGCUGCCAGUCAAGAGGAAAGAGUCCAAGGACCACGAGAAGGAAAAUGUGAGGCGAAUAAAGGAGAUUCAGAAGAGGUGCAAAGAGAAGGAGCGAACCCAACAGCACAGCCAACCCAAGCCUGUGAAAGCUCUGUGGAAAUCACAGAAAUACGAAAAUGUGGAGUCAAAGGUGAAAGCCAAACUGCAGGAGAGCUCCCCACCUCCUAAACCAGAGGCUCUGAAAUUCCUGAGGGCAUAUUCUCGCUGUGGCCCUGGGAUCAAGCCGUGCAGAUCGCUCUCCCCAAGGCCUGCCAGAAUGAAAGCAGGGGCAGACACAGAGGCUCCAGAGGCAUCGGGUGAUGAAAGCAAGAUGCAGGUGGAGGGCAAGAGCAUUGACUUCGUUAAGCACAACGCCCGCCAUGCCAAGCGGGCCUCGCUGCGGCGCUCCCAGUCCCUGCAGGCGCUGUCUGAGCUGCUGGAGCAGAAGCAGCGGGAGCAGGAGGAGUACAAUGCCAAGCAGAAGGGACACGUCCCCCAGUACCUGCUGGAGAGGAAGGAGCUGUGGCAUAGACAGAUGGAGGAGCGACUGCGAAACCUGCCAGAUCCUGACACGCCACCUGGUCACACCAUGAUGCCAGAGAGCCAGCGGCUGGAGACCCUCGGCAAUCUGAAACAGAGCCAAGAGCAGCUGAUAAAGGACCUGGUGAUGCUGCCGGUGCGCACAGACACCCUCAGCAUGCAGAAGAGGCAGAUAGAGCUGGAGAGGAAGCUCUCCCAGAUAGAAGAGGCCAUCAAAAUUUUCUCAAGGCCCAAGGUCUUCAUCAAGCUGGACUCCUGAGCCAGUGGGGCUGGGUGUGUUGUACUUCUCUGCCUGAACAUCCUUCAUUGCUGGGAAGGGACGAUGAUCACUGUGGGAGGGAAGGAGAGGAAGGCAAGUUCAGGACCCUGGGCCCAUGCAAGUGCUGAUACAGCGUCCAACGUGCAAGCGGGAUCUCUUGCUCACCCUCCAGUGCUGGGUCUGCUCCAGGGAAAAUUGUGGGAGAUGCCCUAAUUCAGUCUCUGCUGCGUGGUAUAGAGAACCUGAGUUCACAAAGAUCAGCUCUCUGCUCUGGAUCCAUGGCAUCACCUCUAAUUUUCCCAUUUUUUCCCACUUCUGCAAACUGGUAGGAGGUCUCUAGAGCUCUCUAUGGUGCUCCUUGUCCUCCUUUUUCUCCUGAGCUGGACCAUGGUCAUGGCUCAUUCUGAGCACCGGCAGACCUGGCUGCACAGAAACCUCGUGCUGUACAUCUGCUGUGUGUGCCCCAGUCCUGAGCACUGAACCUGAGCACUGAACCAGUGCCUCUGCACCCUUCGACCUGCUGGCUGGGCUCAGCAGCUUGGGGACAGGUUGGGGACAACAAAGAGGCACAGAGCUUCAGUCCCUCCCACCCGGGGAAGAGCUGGGCUGGUCACAGGGAUGACAGGUGGCAGGAUGUCCGGAGAAGCCUUUGUUGUCUGUGGGACAGGACAUGCUCCAGUAAAGCAUUGUUUCCCUCUUUCA
This is a messenger RNA of Calidris pugnax (ruff), 2414 nucleotides long. It is a transcript of the gene ENKD1, whose product is annotated as enkurin domain containing 1. Lineage: Eukaryota; Metazoa; Chordata; Aves; Charadriiformes; Scolopacidae. Gene Ontology annotation, cellular component: cytoplasmic microtubule. The coding region runs from base 600 to 1712 and encodes 370 amino acids. The transcript is spliced from 9 exons. The record is from RefSeq and is a predicted model, not a curated record.